GUGAUGUUCGAGUACUACUGCUCUGAAAGGGGGCGCAAUCUGGUACAGAGGCGCGAGCAGGAGGCGAUUUGGGUGGUUAUGUCUGAAUUCAGCGGGUCGGUGAAGGUGUGUGGUCGCCGUAGAGGCCGGUAGGGGCCUUGUCGUCGUCGGGAACGGCGUUGAGCGGCGCUGCGCGAUCCGAAGUGUCACUGUCACGAUCGUGAUGGGCGUCUAUACAACAAAGGCAACUGUGUGAGAGUGACCGUCACAGCCCGCGCUGGGCCGCCGCGACCGCCAUCCGCAACUGACCGCCACACCCUCCGGCCUUGCUCGACCUUCCCCUUCUACUCUUAGUUUGUUAUUUUGCUAUCGUUCUGGAAGAUACAACCCUCCGCUGCCGGGCCUCUAUCUUACGAAAGCCAUCAUGAACGGAACGCGUUCACCCUCGCCUUCUGCUGGUCGGACCCUCGACAUCGAACUGUCUGGUCAAGAAGUCAUUGCAGUUGAUUUGGAUAACCUGGACGCUAAUCCAGAUGACUUGCUGGAAGUGCUACGUGAAUCACAGUCGAAGGUCUGGGUUUGGACGAAGUUGGCUACAGAGUACUGGCGGAAAGGAAAUCUGGACGCCGCAGAGAAGCUCGCGCGUGGUGCUGACGACUGGUUCCAGGCAAACGGGCAGAGGGGUUCUUUGCCGCCAGUAUACUCAUUACUUGCUAAUAUUCAACUCGCGCGCGCGCGCAAAGCACCAAAGCUUGUGCUACAAGAUUCCCGCCAAGAUGAUAUGCGCCAGGAGCAUGCUCAAGCCCACUAUCAUCGGGAAGCAACGCAAUAUAUGAACUUGGGGGAGAAGGCGAUUGCUCAAGCUGCAAUUGAAGGGGCAGGUAGCGAGAAAGAUACUAGCAUACUCACGUUCCUCACGCGAGGCAUAAUCCAGCUGAGCACUCGGAACAUGGACGACGCAUUACGGACUUUUGACGGUGUCCUUGUCACCAAGUCAACUAACCUUGUCGCGCUGUUAGGCAAAGCGAGGAUUCUCUACGCCAAGCGGCAAUUCCCUCAAGCUCUGAGAAUAUUUCAGGAUGUCCUACGCUAUAAUCCAAACUGCGUACCUGAUCCACGAAUAGGUAUUGGGCUGUGCUUUUGGGCAAUGGACCAGAAGGCGAGGGCGAAAGCGGCGUGGGAACGGAGUGUGGAAGUGAAUCCAUCCCAGUGGCCAGCUCAGCUCUUGCUCGGAUUGGAAGCCAUAAACUCAAGUAAGAACGAGAACCAGUCAGAGGAAGAGCGCCGACAAGAAUUUUUGUUUGGUACAAGACUUAUUGAGAAGGCUUUCAAUGCAAACCAGAAGAACUCUGCCGCCAGUAAUGCACUCUGCGAGCUCUUCCUUCGCAAAGGACAGCAUAAACGAGCACUCAAGCUCGCCGAGCGGACUAUCCAGUUCGCUGAUACCCUUACUGUCCUAACAGACGGCUACAUCCGUGCAGGCAGAGUGCUUCAGCAAGAAGGCUCUCAUUCCGAAGCGCAAAAACAUUUCACUGUCGCCAACAAAGGCCAGCCGACUAAUGUCCUGGCUGCAAUUGGCUUGGCACAGACGCAGCUGAAGAAUGAGGAGGCCUUUGCCGCGAUCCACACUCUUGACUUUCUGCUCCAAGCGCAAAACAACAGCGGGCGCUCUGCUGAGGCAGCCGCCAUGCUCGCUUCGCUUCGUGCGCAUCCGAGACCUGGCGUCUCGAAUUCUGAUCAGGCGAAGGAUAAGCAGCGGGCGCGUGAGCUAUUCGACCAGGUAUGCAAGAUGCUGAACCUGCCGGAGCAGGCGCAUACCAUCCUCAACGGCCAUGCCCCUGCUCUGACGCGAUCGCAACGGCAAGUCGCCGAAGACGUUCAGCUUCAUGCGGAGAUUGCGAAGCUGUUCUAUCAAGAGGACGUUGGUCGUGUCGAGCGUGCGUGUCAGGAGGCCGUUCGACUCAGCGAGGCGACGGGUCACCCCGACCCAAGGCUCAUCAACGACCUGGCUGCACUGCGACAUUUGUCGGGGCGUCUUGAUGAGGCGAGGAGCAUGUACGAGCGUGCGCUUACCGACGCAUCGAGCCAAGGUACUCGCGAGAGCGAUAGUAUGGCGACGUCGAUAUUGUACAAUCUCGCUCGAGUGUACGAGGACCAAGGCGAGGAGAUAACGGCAAAAGAUGCAUAUGAGAAGCUGCUCUCUCGGCAUCCAGAGUAUGUUGACGCCAAGAUUCGGCUCGCGCAGAUGCUAGUCGACCUCAAUAGGCACAAUGACGCGCAUGAACUCCUCAAGCAGUCGCUCGCAUCGCAGAACAGCAAUCUCAACCUGCGCGCAUUCUACACGCAUUUCCUAAUCCAGUCUGGUCUGCCGAAGCCCGCGAAGGACUUUGUAUUCUCGACACUGAAGGACCACGAUAAGCACGACAUCUACUCGUUGUGUGCAGCUGGCUGGAUUCAGUACCAUCAGGCACGGGAGAGUCGCGACGCAACUCCAAAGGGCAUCGAGGAGCGCAAACAGGGUUUUCGGCGUUCGGCCGAGUUUUAUGAGAAGGCAUUGCACCUCGACCCCAUGUGUGCCUUCGCGGCGCAGGGACUGGCGAUUGUCACCGCCGAGGAUGCCCUCGGCACGCUGGGUGGUAGCCUCGGGCCCGUCGGGCCUGACGAAGCCAGUAAGCGCGUGAAGAAUGCGCGCGAAGCGCUGGAUGUGUUCGCGAAGGUGCGGGAGUCGUUAGACGACGGGAGCGUGUACUCGAACAUGGGACACUGCUACUACGCGAGCGACGAGUAUGAUCGUGCUAUUGAAAGUUAUGAGACCGCGUCGAGGAAGUUCUACAACAACCACAACGUCAGCGUGCUGCUGUGUCUAUGCCGAUCGUGGUACGCCAAAGCGAACAAAGACCAAUCAUUCGCCGCAAUGACGACAGCACUGCGGUACGCCCAGCAGGCGUUACACCUGCACCCGCACGACAAGGCGAUCACGUAUAACAUCGCCAUGAUUGAACAAAAAGCAGCAGAGAUGCUACUGUCUGUACCGCCGGCGAAGCGGUCGCUGAUGGAGCUACGGCGAGCGAUUGAGCAAGCACAACAUGCACAGAAGCUUUUUCAGUCGUUGGCAGCAGACAAGUCAAAUCAGUUGCCAUACAGCACGGAUAUUGCGGAUCAACGCCGCAAAUACGGCGAAAGCGUGCUGCGUCGGUGCGACGAUCACCUUGCGACCCAACGGCUGUAUGAGAGUGAGACGCAGGCGAAGCUUGAGGAAGCGCGGCGGAAGAGGCAGGAGGACAAGGACAAGCAGGACCAGAUUGAGCUGGAGCGCCUGGAGAAAAUUCGCCAGGACUCGGAAAAGCUGACUGAGGAGCGCAAGCGUGCACGUGAGGAGGCCCUAAGGUGGACAUUAGAACAUCGAGACAGCGACGACGAGAAAGAGCCCCAGAAGAAGGUAAAGAAGGCGCGCCGGACGCGUACCGAAGGAGGCGGCGGGCUCAGCGACGGUGAGGCUGAGCCGCGGAAGAAGCGCCGUGGGAAGUUGCGCAAGGAUGGUGACGGUGCAGACGACGAUGGCGCGUUGUUCAGCGGGGACGAGGACGGCGACAGCCGCCCGGCGCGGAAGCGGACGAAGAAGCGGGUCGUGCGUGACGACGAUGACGAGGAGGCAACUGGGGCGGCGCCGCGUAAAAAGCAGAUCAAAACGAAGGAGUAUAUCUCUGAUUCGGAUGAGGAGAUGGCUUGACCAUCUCUUUCGAAUCCGUUUGCUUUCAUCUUGCUCGGAUCCGCUUUGUCGCUAUGGGAUCCUCUCAAAUUGCUGUACCUAUCAUCGAAGCUCGCCGUUGUAAUGCUAUCUCACCACCCUUGCAU
This is a messenger RNA of Phanerochaete carnosa HHB-10118-sp, 3834 nucleotides long. RefSeq lists its product as uncharacterized. Gene Ontology annotation, molecular function: RNA polymerase II complex binding. Gene Ontology annotation, biological process: regulation of DNA-templated transcription. The coding region runs from base 404 to 3709 and encodes 1101 amino acids. Gene Ontology annotation, cellular component: Cdc73/Paf1 complex. The record is from RefSeq and is a predicted model, not a curated record. NCBI's taxonomy places the organism in Eukaryota, Fungi, Basidiomycota, Agaricomycetes, Polyporales, Phanerochaetaceae. The transcript is spliced from 13 exons.